UUCAAUGCCAGCCAGGGAUUCAGAAGCCGGUCCUCACCUGCUUGUCUUGCUAACCCAUUCACAGCAGAAACUCCCUCUGGUGACCAUGGCAAACGUCACCGUAUGCGUUAGGUUCAGGCCCCAGAACAAGAUUGAGCUUCAGGAAGGCGGGUUGAUCUGCGUGGAGAAGAACUGCGACCAGUCCUUCUACCUCAAGGCACGACGCUGACGUCGUAGUUUGCUCGUUCGCCUCUUCUCACGGCAAGCGCCUAAGGUCAUUGUGUUGCAGGAUGAGAAGGACGAGAAGACGCUUUUCAUGUUCGACAGGACCUUCUUCCAAGACUCGACCCAGCAGGAAGUCUUUAGCUACGUCGCGCUGCCCGUCGUGCAAGAUGCUAUGUCGGCGAUCAACGGCACGGUGCUCGCCUAUGGUCAGACUGGUGCAGGCAAGACACACACAAUGGAGGGACCGAAUAUGCUCAUUGACGAUCCCGAGAGUUCGGGGAUCCUCCCACGUGUCGCAAAGGAGAUCUUCGUCAAAAUAAAUGCGACUGAGGCCCCCAACGAGUACAAAGUCGCGUUAUCUGUGGUAAAGUUUUAGAACAAUUGUCGAUUUUGGACUCAGACCCUGACCUAAGCUAACAGGCCGUUUGGACAGGUUGAGAUUUACAUGGAGCGAAUCAGGUAAUCCAAUCGCACUUUCUCUGGGCCUUACGGACCUAUUUAUACCUCUUACAAGAUUAUGCCGUGAACACAUCUGUGUCGGGAUAGCAUCCCUCAUGGACCGCCAUCCUAGCAGGGACCUGUACGAUGUGUCCAAGGACAACCUCGUGGUGAAAGAGGAUCAGACGCGAGGGAUAUCCAUCGCUGGUGUCACUGAGAUAUAUGUUGAAGGGGAGAAGGAGAUGCUUCAGCUUCUUGAGGUGGGUUGGGUUGUCACUUGUGUUUCUGUCCUCCGUCAGACUGCUGAAUAUGUAAUUCAUUUCUUUAUUCAGGCUGCAAUCAAGAACCGAGCUGUUGGGGCUACCAGUAAGUGCUUUGCAGGUGCAUGGGGCCUGUUAAAUUUUGUCCUGUUCGGAAAGCGCUUUUUUCCUCACACGAAAUUUUGCCGCAGACAUGAACCAGGGAAGUAGCCGCAGUCACUGCAUGUUCCUACUGACGAUUCAGCGGACCUCUGCCGAUGGCAGCAGGUGUGGCAGUGAGGCAGUUUUCGCAUUUCUGCUGCCCAUUCGUUGUGCUCAUUCGAGAAUCUCCUUGGCAGCUCGCAAGCAGGGAAGAUAUACCUCGUGGAUCUGGCUGGUUCUGAGAAAGUGGACAAGACUGGGGCGGAAGGGAGGCUGCUUGAUGAGGCCAAGAUGAUCAACAAGUCGCUCUCAGCACUGGGGAAUGUCAUCAAUGCGCUCACGUCUGGUGUGGAUCCAAUUCUGCUUCUCAAAUAUCCUGUUUAAUGUGGCAGAAUUGUGGAUGCCCGUGUCUGAGAUUGAGAAUGACUGCAGAUAAGGUUACGCAUAUUCCAUACCGCGACUCCAAGCUUACUCGUAUACUGCAAGAGUCACUGAGCAAAGCAAAUCAAGAACAAGCCUGUUGCCAACAGAGAGGUGGGGCGGGGGGAGCUUCAGCGGCGCUUGCAGGAGUCAGAGAUGGAGUGCGAGUUCCUCAGGCAGCACAUCCAGACCUUGACUCUGGCCAUUCAAAGGCUCCCUGGCGGAGAUGAGGUCUUGAAGGGUGUUGGCGAUCCAAUCAGCGAAAGAACUUCUGGAUCCAGGAACAGCCUCAUGGGAAGCCAUAUGCUAGCUGCCUGCAUUGAUGGCUUGCAUGGCAUUUUGGCCAGUGAGGGCAUGGCGUGGGCGUCUGAGCUACCCACCAUUGAAGACGCGAAUGACAUUCCGAAGCUCCUGACUGGUGCGGUUGAGAAGCACCUUUCAACCCAGUCCAGUGAGGGCGAUGAAGACAAGGACCUGAAGUACCUUGAAGAGGCUCUAAAUGACAUAGCUGGCCGAAUCAAGAAGCUGGAGAACAAGAUUGGACGAUAGCACCGCCUGUCACCACCAUCCGCAGCAGUGGAGUCCCGUCCUGUGCUAGCACAUGCUGCAUGCAGAUUUGGUACAGGCAAUUAAGAUCACACACCACCAGGGCCUCAGAUUGCAGGCUUUUUACCCUGAUUCAGGGUAAAAUCAGGGCUUUUUUGGGGGGUGACCCUGAUGAGACAGGAUUUUUUUAAGACAGAGGCCUGAAAUUUCAGAGUUUUUUUAAGAGUGAACUCUGAUCGAUCAGCGUGCGUAGUGUAGUGUGGCCUGUUUUUCCAGCGUCGUAUCGAAGCCCGACCCUGAUUCUUGUAAUAGCGGAUUCCCAGCC
Messenger RNA from Closterium sp. NIES-67, 2334 nucleotides. Lineage: Eukaryota; Viridiplantae; Streptophyta; Zygnematophyceae; Desmidiales; Closteriaceae. The record is from the annotation of a GenBank genome assembly.